AUGGCUCGUUGCAAGGACAAAGUUGAAGACGAAACUGAGGACGAAAUUGAAGACGAAGUUGAAGACAAAAUUGAGGACGAAAUUCAGGACGAAGUCGCAGACGAAGUUGUAGACGAAAUUGCAGACGAAGUUGAAGACGAAGUGGACGGGGAGACCGACGCGAUACAGAAGAGGAACGCAGGAUCGAACGGGUUGCCGGGAGCAUGCGACGGUGAAGAGAUGCAGGAAGCGGUUCCGGCAGUCGUGAUAGGAGGAAAGACGGUAGACGAAUAUGUAUAUGAAGACGAUUGGAAGAACAAGAGCGCGAGCGACGAUGAAGCCGACGAUGAAAACGAUGACGAGGACGAUGGAAAGAACGAUGGCGCAAGCGACGGAAAGGGCAACAAUGAAAACGAGAAAGAAGACGAGAGAGAAGAUCAUGAGGCCGAGGGCGACGAUGAAGACGAAGACGAGGACAAUGGAGAGAACGAUGGCGCGAGCGACGGGAAGGAUGGCGAUGAAGACGAAGACGAGGGCGCACACAAGGUCACAAAUAAGGACGAAGGCGAGAAGGGUAUGAGGACAAUGAAAAGACCGAUGGCGCGAACGACGAUGAAGACGAGAACAAAGACGAGAACAAAGACGAGAGCGAAGACUAGAACGAAGACGAGACCGAAGACGAGAACGGAGACGAGAAGGAAGACGAGAACGAAGACGAGAACGAAGACGAGAACGAAGACGAGAACGAAGACGAGAACGAAGAUGAUGAGGACGAAGACGGUUGGAAGAACAAGAGCGCGAGAGACGAUUAAGCCGAGGGUGCAGAUCACGCGGACAAGGGCGAAGACCGCGAGGCCGAAGAUACAAUUACAAAUAGGAGUUCGGCACAUAGUACGACCACCAACACAGUACUGUUCUGGUUGGAUUAAUCACACCUUUGAUGCAAAUUCUGUAACUACUGUAGAAUGGCAAGGGGCACUUCCAUUAUCGCAUGAGAAGUUAACAACUGGCAUAUCGGUCACGAGAACAGACUUCAACUCAGUGGCACAACCGAUGGACUAA
This is a messenger RNA of Eufriesea mexicana, 1041 nucleotides long. Its product is annotated as arginine/serine-rich coiled-coil protein 2-like. Bases 1 to 1041 code for a protein of 346 amino acids. The record is from RefSeq and is a predicted model, not a curated record. The transcript is spliced from 3 exons. Lineage: Eukaryota; Metazoa; Arthropoda; Insecta; Hymenoptera; Apidae.